CUGUCAAGUCAAACCAACAAAUUGGGCCAAAUUAAACCAGAAAAACAUAAUAUAAACACACACUUGCUCUGAAGUGAAGUUAUAAAGUAUCGUAUCGCUAGCAUUUUCAAAAAAUAUACUUUGUGAUAGUAUCUGAAAAAAUCAAAUUUUGAUUCUCAAGAUUCUUAAUUAUUGAUAAACAAUUCAGUAGGAAGUGGCAGUAGCCAUCCACACUUAUCAGUUAGUUCAGUUCGCCCUGCGGUUAAAUCAGUGAUCAGCAAAAUUCUUAUCGCUGGACGCUGGACGGAAGCGGGAACCCACGUAUCUAGAACAGCGGCACGUUUAUAUCGGCUGUAACGAGCGGCAGUUUAUUGCAUGUGCGCUCUAGAACAUUGAACUCGUCAAAUUCAUCAUGCUGGAUCUAAGAAAGUUUCUGUUCUUAUUACAAGUAUUCCUCAUAAUAUUAUUAUCUACCCAAGUAAAUGGAAAUGAUGAUGUACUUGUUUUAACUGUUGCCACAGAUGAAACUCAUGGAUUGCAACGGUAUUUGAGAUCAGCUGAAAUUUACGGAAUUAAAGUUGAAGUCCUAGGUCGGGGACAUCUUUGGAGUGGAGGUGACAUGAACUACGCUGGUGGUGGGCAAAAAAUUAAUUUUCUAAAGGAUAAGCUGAAUGAACUUAUGACUUCAGAACACAAGGAUAAAAUUAUUUUAUUUACUGAUAGUUAUGAUGUAAUGUUCCUGGCAUCACUGGACAAGAUUCUAAAGAAGUUCAAGACCUUCUCUGACACCAGAGUAUUAUUUUCUGCAGAGCAAUUCUGUUGGCCAGAUAGUAAACUAGCUGCUAAGUAUCCCACCACAGAAGUAGCUAACCCAUUUUUGAAUUCUGGUGGAUUUAUUGGAUACCUUCCAGAACUUGCUGAAAUUGUCAACUCAAAAACAAUUAAGGACAAUGAAGAUGAUCAACUAUUUUAUACUUUAGUGUAUUUGGACAAAAGAAUGAGAGAUGAACUGAAAAUAUCACUAGAUCAUAAUUCAGUUAUAUUUCAGAAUCUUAAUGGGGCAUUAUCUGAUGUCGAAUUGAAGACGAAUACUACUGAAGACUGGCCUUACAUUGAGAAUGUUGUAACAAAGCAGCAACCCUUGAUUGUACAUGGUAAUGGGCCGGCCAAACUGACACUGAACAAUUUAGGAAACUAUUUAGCCCAAUCCUGGUCUAAGGAAAAAGGGUGUGCUAUAUGCAAAGAGAAAAAAGUUGAACUGCAGGAAGACUCAUUACCAACCAUCAUGAUGGCUGUAUUUAUCGAACAACCAACACCUUUCCUAGAGGAAUUCUUGCUUUCACUUCUCGAAACUGACUAUCCUAAGGAAAAGAUUCAUUUGCUUCUAAGGAAUAAUGUUGAAUAUCAUGAAAAUGAAGUAGAAAAAUUCUUCCAAGGUCACGCCAAAGAAUUUCUGACAGCAAAGCGCAUCAAACCAAGUGAUUUAAUAACAGAGUCAGAGGCAAGAAAUAUAGCUAAGGAUCGCUGCAUGAACAACUUAUGCGAUUACUUGUUUUCUAUAGACAGUUUAUCACGCGUAGAACCCGGCACAUUACGGUAUCUGUUAUCUUCUGGCUACGAUGUCGUCGCCCCCUUGCUCGCGCGCCCCGGCCAGGCUUGGUCUAAUUUCUGGGGCGCCAUCAGUUCCGCUGGCUUUUACGCGAGGUCACAUGAUUAUAUGGAAAUUGUAUACGGAGAAAUCAAAGGAAUAUGGAAUGUACCGUUUAUAACUAACUGCUACUUAGUGAAAAUAUCCGUGUUCAAAACAAAUUCAUCAAAAUCUGUGACAUAUUCCAAGGAAAAUGUUGACGCUGAUAUGGCUUUCUGUGCCAGUCUCAGAGAACUUGGUAUUUUUAUGCACGUGAGCAACGAAAUUAGUUUUGGCUACCUUGUUAACCCGGAGAAUUUCGAUAUAACACGCACCCAUCCCGAUGUUUAUCAGGUCAUCGACAAUAAAAUUGAAUGGGAAAAACGUUAUCUCAAUGAAAACUACUCGAAAAACUUUGAAACUGGACGAGAGCAUUUGAUGCCUUGUCCCGAUGUGUACUGGUUCCCUAUGAUGUCGCCAAGAUUUUGUCAAGAAUGGAUCGACGUCAUGGAAAACUAUGGCAAAUGGAGCGAUGGUUCUAAUCAUGACGAACGGUUGGAAGGCGGUUACGAAGCUGUACCAACUCGAGACAUACACAUGAAGCAAGUGGGCCUGGAGCGCCAAUGGCUGUAUAUUCUAAAAACUUACGUGCGGCCUUUGCAAGAAAUGGUCUUUACCGGAUAUUAUCACAACCCACCAGUUUCCUUGAUGAAUUUUGUGGUGCGAUACCGGCCAGACGAACAACCUUCUUUGCGGCCGCAUCACGAUUCCUCAACAUACACUAUCAAUUUGGCCCUUAACACACCCAAUGUCGACUAUGAGGGCGGUGGCUGUCGUUUCAUUCGAUACAACUGUUCUGUUCGCAACACGAAGCGCGGCUGGCUGCUGAUGCACCCGGGCCGACUCACGCAUUACCACGAAGGGCUUCGCGUCACCAACGGCACCAGAUACAUUAUGAUUUCUUUCGUUGAUCCGUGAAGUGAAAAUCAAAGAAAGCAUACUUAAUAUUUUCGGUCAUCCAGCCUAUGAUGACACUUAAAUGCAUUACACGAAGCCAAAAAUAAUGAGAACGUAUUAUUAUAUAUAAGUUAUUACUAAUAUUUGAUAGUUAUUGAUAUUACAUAUUUUGCUAUUUUAUAAUUUGUAGGUAUCUAAUAAGUCAAGAGAAACCUUCAGAAUAGUCGAAGAUUUGUUAGUAUAAUUUUAUUCUGUUUUACUUCAGGUUGUGUAUGUACUUCAUUUAUAAACUUUUAUAAAUUAGUUUUACAAAACAUAUCAAAAUAUGUUGCAACGAUUAUACAAAUAAAGCCAAAGAUAUCAUUCAGUUCAACUUUUAUAUCAUACUCAUACAUGUAUUCCUGUAUUAAAAGAUUUUUCUGUAUA
Messenger RNA from Amyelois transitella, 2989 nucleotides. It is a transcript of the gene Plod, whose product is annotated as procollagen-lysine,2-oxoglutarate 5-dioxygenase. Gene Ontology annotation, cellular component: endoplasmic reticulum. Gene Ontology annotation, biological process: peptidyl-lysine hydroxylation. The coding region runs from base 392 to 2584 and encodes 730 amino acids. The transcript has 13 exons. The record is from RefSeq and is a predicted model, not a curated record. Gene Ontology annotation, molecular function: L-ascorbic acid binding; procollagen-lysine 5-dioxygenase activity; iron ion binding. Lineage: Eukaryota; Metazoa; Arthropoda; Insecta; Lepidoptera; Pyralidae.